ACCGGGCUGUUCCUCUGCCAUGGUGGCUGGUCCUUCGAAGAUCAUGGCAAUGCAAGCCUUCUAUGCUUUAGGCGCUGCGGCCAGCCAGGAAGGUGCGGGCUGCCACGGCAGGAUGUGGACGGUGCGUCUGGAGGGAGGUCCGCGCCGCGUAAACCACGCGGCCGUGGCCAUCAACGGCAAGGUCUACUCGUUUGGCGGCUACUGUACCGGCGAGGACUACAACACCCGCAAGCCCAUUGAUGUUCAUGUCCUGAACACAGUGUCCCUCCGAUGGGUCCUGGUGCAGACCCAGUCGCAGCCCGACGACGUGCCCUUCCAGAGGUAUGGCCACACUGUCAUGGGGUACGGAGACUACGCCUACCUGUGGGGCGGUCGCAACGACGAUGGAGCCUGCAACACCCUCUACCGAUUUGACACCAACACCCUGACCUGGAGCCGCCCAAAAGUGUGUGGCCACGUGCCGGGAGCACGGGACGGCCACUCGGCGUGCGUCAUGGGCAACCGGAUGUACGUGUUUGGUGGCUUUGAAGAGCAAGCAGACCGUUUCUCGCAGGACGUCCACUACCUGGACCUGGACACCAUGCUGUGGCAGUAUGUGCCGACCAGGGGCCAGCCCCCACAGUGGCGGGAUUUCCACUCAGCCUCGGCCAUUGGGGGCCGCAUGUACGUCUGGGGUGGUCGCGGUGACAGCCAGGGUCCGUACCACUCGCAGAGCGAGGUCUACUGCAACCGCAUGGCCUACCUGGACACGGCCACCUCGUGCUGGGUGCACCCGCGCGUUGACGGCGUGCCCCCCGAGGGACGCCGAAGCCACUCGGCCUUUGUGUACAAUGGAGAGCUGUACAUCUUUGGGGGCUACAAUGGACUCCUGCUGACCCAUUUUGGUGACAUGCACAAGUAUGACCCGGAGACCUCGUGCUGGAGCCAGGUGAAGAUCCAGCGGGAGGGCCCCUGUGCCAGGAGGCGCCAGUGCUGCUGCAUGGUUGGUGACCGGCUGUUUCUCUUUGGUGGCACAAGUCCAACUCCAAAUCAGAUUGCCAGGCAGCGGAUGGAAGAGUUUGACCCCAACGACCUGACUCUCAUGGAUCACUCGGAUCUGCACGUCCUUGACUUUGCACCAACUCUGAAGACACUGUGCCUGCUGGCUGUCAUAGAUGCACGCAUGGACAUCAGCCACUUGCCUCAGGACAUCAGGUGGGAGAUCAGUGCCAUGACUACAAACAACAGCAUCUCCCGCCCAUCGCAGACGGCAGGUUGAGUCGCCUCCCGACAGCACCCCGCAGUGGAGGCGCCCUUCCGCCUUUGGCCCGGCCACUGGGCUACAGGUGGCAAAGGUUGUACAUAAAGUGGCGAACCACCGGGGGGGGGGGGGGUCCCUUCCUUCACGGCCUGGCGAACGAGACGGCCAGACUGUGCACGUCGGGAGGACAGUCGUUUCGGAGUCCUUCACAGUCUCGGAAGGGUCUUGUCUUGUGGAAAAAAAAAGUGUGCAUAACACGUUCCUCGAGUUCUUGGAAAGGGCUGCGUUUUGUGUUUUGUGUGCGGUUGUGAAAGCAGCGAUUGCUGGCGAUUGUUGUUCGCUCGAGCUGGUAGUUUUUGUGUGUGUGUGUGCAUGCAUGUUUCUUGUAGAAGUGUUGCCAAAAUCUUGCAACACCAUGGUGUGUGUUUGUGUGUCUUUUGAUGCUGAAAGAUAUAACCGCUCCUGCUCAGCAGUUUUUGUUUCUUGACUGAAAGUAGGCACUAUGGUAUUUUGGUGUUGUGUACACAGAUUUUUUGCUUGGAGGUAAGGAAGCUCAGAGAGCUGUAGAACCAGCCUAAACAUUGUUUUCUUGUUAUGUGUGGAAUGUUCAUAUAUCAAGCAAUCCAUUUUUUGUUAGCUUUUUUUCAUUAGCUUUGAAUGUGACAGGUCUUCUAUUCAAAUAAAUAGUAGGGGUGUGCAAAUAUUGACUACGGAACUAUGUAAUUAAAUUCAUAUUACAUCUGUAAACUGAAUGCUCAACAUUUAGUUAACAUGUGUUCUUUUCAGAAAUUGUAUUUAGCUAUUGGGCAUUUAGACGCCCCUACUUUUUUUUCUGUACUGGAGGUUCUUCAAGUCUUACUAAGAAGCUAGCAAACGGGCAUGGUUAAAAGAAAACUUUUCGCAAAAGUUUACAACCCAUCAUAUUUGCAUUAUUUCUUGUUGUAUGUGAGGCUACCUUUCAUUUUACAGUUAGAUGAAUGGUAAACCUCAGCUAGUGUUGUGCAGCUGGUACUAGUGUGGCAAAUCGACCAUUGUGAAGGGUUUCUUUUCCCCCAUUUCGUAGAUCUUUAGAGGUCAAAGAAAUCGAGUUUAGUGAACCCUCACUAUGUACGGAAGGGAUAAUUGGCAUCCACCAAAGCUUUUUUCUCUUUAUAAUCAUUUGAUAACCCUUCCUCCUACUCGUGCAAAUCUGCAAAACUAUUUGCCAUUUCAUCAAGUAUGUCGUACGAUUAUUGCUAACAAUGUGUUUCACGGGGCACGGUUAAAUUUACGCGGCCAGUCUCGCACUUGCCAACACUAUUUAAAUGCAUGAGCCUUCACCGCUUUUUGGAAGUCAUUCCUGGGUCUUUAUGUGGUAUGUGGAAAUGGAUGAAUGUUCAAGCUCGUGGCGGGCAGAUCAGUAAUUGCUUUGUACAGUUAGAUCAAUGUAAAUAGAUUAAGAGCUCGUUUUAGUGAGCCACGUGACUGUUCGCACGGAUAAUGGAAUUUCUACAAUACCGGAGCAUGGCAUUGCAAUUAUGUGAAAUGUAGGCUUUCGAAUGAAUUUUUUUCUUUUUUCACUGAGAGCCAAAUAUCAUCUAGAUCUCCUGGACACACGGUUAAGUUAUUUGCUGUACGAUGAAGUUUUUGUUGAAGCAUCGUUUUUGAGCUUAGGUUUGAACAUGCAUUGAAUGGGAUACAGUGGAAAAUGAACUUCUCAGAAAGAUCAGGUUAUGAAUUCAAUGUUAGCAUGUCACUUCAAGUUAUGCUUGUUUUGUUGAAUAAUACUUGUAGAACGAGCUCGUUAUGUUUGAAAGUAGCAUGUAAAGUUUGGAAGCGGCUCAUUUGGCUGGUGUUUCAAGUACAUCAAGUGUUGAAAAGCAGAGUAGUAGAGAUGAAUUAUCCCUUUUUUGCGAGAAUGUGAUCGAUUUAAUCACAUGUAAAGUUUAUUAAAUAUGACCACUUUUUCGGUCGCUGCUUCACUCAGCAUUGCGGGACAAAUUGGUGCAAGGUGUACUUCAGAAGGUCCAAACCAGAAGUCAAUUGCAAAGAGGCCUUCAGUUUGUGUACCACUCUUACCAGGCCAUGCAGUGUGCGGUUCGAGCUGACCUUUUAUUGUCACGACGUGUUUAUAGCUUCGUAAUCCCUAUAAAAAUAUAUCAUUAUAUGAUUGUUGCCAGUAUUGUACAAAACUCACGUAUUGGUUUUUAAACUUUUCAAGCAAGGGCCACAUUAUUUAUUCUGCUAGAGCUGUGCAAGUUCACUUGGUUGAAACUAGCAAUGGUAAUUGUCCUGAUUUAGGGAUGCGAAUUGCUUUCAUGCCACUGGGCAUCGUUCUUGCUCUGGCAGUUACCUAGAAGGGAAUGAACAUAUGGACAGGGCGUCAACUAAACUCUCUGUUGUAAAUGACGAGGUUAUGUUGAGACGACUUACAUACGCUGUCCUAAGUGUGUCAACACUUGAGACAACCAUGAGUGUUGGGUGUUUAAACUCGCUGUAUAGGUGGUCUUGAGACCCCCAGCAAUUGGUCAACCUAGCAGACCGUGCCAAUACUCUGGAUCCUACCAUUAGCAUUCAAUACCAGACAUUGAUGGUACAUUUUGAAGUAACGUUUUGUUCAGGCGGGAGACUAAAUUUUUGGCUUUGCUUGGGGGAUGAGCUUUGCUUGUGGGAUGAGAGAAGUGGCAAUAAGCUAAACGAUUUGCUACAAUUUUUAUGGGUGGCACUAAAGACUUUAAAAAGAUUCAGAUAAAGUGGCUUCUUCGAAGCUUGACGUGUUUGACUCGAACUCUUCUUUCUAGAACCACUACAUUCAAAUCUAGAGUUGCUCAGUAAGAUUGGCAGAGAAAAGCUUUAGUUACUUGUAUCUGCUGCUGCUGCUUGUAACCAUCAUCAUGAUCGUCAUCAUCA
Messenger RNA from Rhipicephalus microplus (southern cattle tick), 4129 nucleotides. RefSeq names its product kelch domain-containing protein 3-like. Gene Ontology annotation, cellular component: cytoplasm. Lineage: Eukaryota; Metazoa; Arthropoda; Arachnida; Ixodida; Ixodidae. Gene Ontology annotation, molecular function: chromatin binding; protein binding. The record is from RefSeq and is a predicted model, not a curated record.